This is a messenger RNA of Clunio marinus, 391 nucleotides long. Lineage: Eukaryota; Metazoa; Arthropoda; Insecta; Diptera; Chironomidae. The record is from the annotation of a GenBank genome assembly.
AUUGAACGACGUACCGUGAACUUGAAUAAAAUACUUCCACGCUUAUGUGAACUGGCAAAGCCUCGAAAAAUUACUCCAAAGUAUCAAAAACCACCAGAAAAACAUUUUUGUUUGCCAGGAAAAAUUCGGGAUUGGAAAGCCCAUUAUCUUUGGCUUGAAUCUCGUGCUCGUCCAAAACUCAUUUAUAAACCCAUAACACCUGAAAUUCGUUCCAAAACUCGAUCGAUGUUAAGAACAUUUAAGAUUACUUCAAGACUUGAACGAUUGGCAAAGCCGCGUUUAUUUGUUUCAAAUUUUGGUAUGUUUAAAAGCUGCGGAAGGAACAAGAAGAAUAUUAAUCCACCUAAUACACCUAUUAUUAUUUAUUGAACCAAAUAAAUUGUUUAACAGC